AUGAGUCACCCCGCAGUGCACACUCUCGGGAGUUUAAUCGAAAGUCAUACGACGAAUGUUGCAUCGUCAUCAUCAUCCUCUCUUCCUCAACAACACCCAUCUCAAUUUCAUUCCGCAAAUAUAAAUGCAUUACCCCAUUACUCUUCAAGUGAUAACAGCCGAAUAACAACAACAAGUGGUACUCUUUCCUCUCCUUCUGUGUCCUCUGGUACACUCGUCAUGCCUAAUAAUACAUCAUCAUCAACAACAACAGCAUCGAAUGCUCCAACUACAAGUGUAGUCACUGUGUUUGCUCCGAUGGAGGCAUCACAAAUAAGAAUGAAAUUAAGAGCACAACGGAAAAAGAAGCAUGUUACUUUUACAAAAGAUGUAGAAGAUAAUGAACACAAACAAAUGAAAACUUCUAAAAAAUGUUGUAUAUUUCAUCGUAAGAAAGCAUAUUACGAAAGUGACACUGAAAGCGAUUCAAGCGAUGAUGAGGACAAUGAAGAUAAGGCUCCAUGUCCUGAAUGUGGAAAGUAA
Naegleria fowleri is the source of this 522-nucleotide messenger RNA. RefSeq lists its product as uncharacterized. The record is from RefSeq and is a predicted model, not a curated record. Gene Ontology annotation, molecular function: protein serine/threonine phosphatase inhibitor activity; protein phosphatase 1 binding. Lineage: Eukaryota; Heterolobosea; Eutetramitea; Acrasida; Naegleriidae. Gene Ontology annotation, cellular component: nucleus. The coding region runs from base 1 to 522 and encodes 173 amino acids. The transcript is spliced from 2 exons.